Amblyraja radiata (thorny skate) is the source of this 6696-nucleotide messenger RNA. RefSeq names its product lysine (K)-specific demethylase 2Bb (gene kdm2bb). NCBI's taxonomy places the organism in Eukaryota, Metazoa, Chordata, Chondrichthyes, Rajiformes, Rajidae. Gene Ontology annotation, molecular function: protein binding; DNA binding; zinc ion binding. The record is from RefSeq and is a predicted model, not a curated record. Bases 307 to 4107 code for a protein of 1266 amino acids. The transcript has 22 exons.
GGAGGAGGUGGAGAGAGAAGGAGAAAAAUAUAUGGUUUAUUUACAACAGCAUGGAAAAAUGGGGAGGAUUUAGUGUGAUUUUAUUUUUGCACGUUGGUGACAGAUAGAAAAUGCUUUAUUUAAUAAUAGGGGAAAAAGGCGUGACGUAAGGUGUUUUCUGGCUUUGGAAAUGUAUGACGUCAUAUGCAAUAGAGUCCUAUAGAAAAAUGGUGUCUUUUUACACGGGCAGUAGAGUGACUGAAAGUUAUUUGGAUUCACAAAAUCCUGGGUGAUGCAUUGAUGAUUUAGAGUAAUGGUCUCUCAAAAAUGGAUGUAGAGAAAGAGUCUGGACGAAGAUUGCGCACAUUUUGUAGAAGGCGGUAUGACAAUGAGGACCUCUCAGACGAUGACAUAGCCAGCAUGAGGACUUUUGAUGUGGAGGAAAAGCUUAGUAGUGACUCAUACAAUUCAAGUUACGUGCACUUUAUGAAAGGAAAAGAUUUUACCCUUGAAUAUGUGCAGAGAGAGACUAUCAAGGUCCCCAUUAUCUUCAGGGACAAAGAUGGUCUAGGAAUCAAAAUCCCAGAAACCGAUUUCAGUAUUAGGGAUGUAAAACUCUUCGUUGGGAGUCGUCGUAUCGUCGAUGUCAUGGAUGUGAAUACACAGAAGGGGAUUGAAAUGAGCAUGUCACAGUGGGUCAAAUACUACGAAACACCAGAGGUUGAAAGGGAGAAGCUCUACAAUGUCAUCAGCCUGGAAUUCAGUCACACAAAACUUGAGAACCUGGUCAAACGGCCUGAUGUGGUGGACUUGGUAGACUGGGUGGAUAAUAUGUGGCCACGGCACUUAAAAGAAAAGCAGCUGGACUCCACAAAUGCAAUUGCAGAAAUGAAAUAUCCCAAAGUUCAGAAGUACUGCUUAAUGAGCGUCAAAGGUUGCUACACCGAUUUUCACAUUGAUUUUGGUGGCACUUCAGUCUGGUACCACAUUCUUCGAGGAGGGAAGGUGUUCUGGUUAGUCCCACCCACAUCGCACAAUCUGGAGAUUUAUGAAGAGUGGGUUCUUUCAGGAAAGCAAGGUGAUAUUUUCCUUGGGGACAGAGUGGAUGGAUGUCAGCGAAUUGAGUUAAAACAAGGAUAUACCUUUCUGAUCCCUUCAGGAUGGAUCCAUGCAGUGUACACACCUGUAGACACAUUGGUUUUUGGUGGAAAUUUCCUGCACAGCUUUAAUAUUCCCAUGCAGCUUUAUAUUUAUGGGAUUGAGGAUCGAACUCGGGUUAAUGCCAAGUUCCGUUAUCCUUUCUACUAUGAAAUGUGCUGGUAUGUUCUGGAAAGAUAUGUGUUCUGUUUGACAAAACGGUCUCAUCUCACCAAACAGUACCAGAGGGAAUCAAUGUUAAUUGAUACAGAGAAGAAACCAAAUACCGAGAGCCCUUCAUCAGAUUCCCGACUCGACAUGGAUGAAGAAUCUUCUGAUAUACAUGUCAAGGAGGAGAAAGAUGAGACAAAAGAUAAAAUGAGCACACAAAACGCAAAAGGAUUAGGUGAUGAUUUGCCUUCUCCAGAUAGUGCACAUUCAGAAGGAAAUGAAAGCACUGGAAAGACACAGAAAUUGACGAGGCAUUUAAAGAGGACUUUAUCCAAUGAUUCAAAUGAUAGUACAAAGUCACCAAUGCUAACAGACUGUCCAAAGACCCCAAGUGGAUCUCCUGACCCUUCUCAGCCAGUAUCUGAGGGGUCGAACAAAUGGAUUCACCUUACAGAGUUCGAACUGAAAGGGUUAAAGGCACUUGUGGAAAAACUAGAAUCCUUACCAGAGAAUAAGAAAUGUGUCCCUGAAGGAAUUGAAGAUCCUUAUGCCCUUCUGGAAGAUAUGAAGACUGUACUGGAGGAACAUGCUGAAGAUGAUCAGAAAUUGGCUAUCACUGGGGUCCCCAUUGUAACAUGGCCAAAAAAGACAGUGAAGCACCGGACAGUAGGACGACCAAAAGGAAAGCUUGGAACCUCUGCCGCGGUGAAGCUUGCGGCUAACAGAGCCACCGCUGGAGCACGCAGAAGGAGAACAAGAUGUCGGAAGUGCGAGGCAUGUCUCAGGACCGAAUGUGGAGAAUGCCAUUUCUGCAAGGAUAUGAAGAAAUUUGGAGGACCAGGGAGAAUGAAGCAGUCCUGUAUCCUGAGACAAUGCAUUGCACCGGUCCUGCCACACACAGCUGUCUGUCUCAUCUGUGGAGAAGCAGGAAAAGAGGACACUGUGGAAGAAGAGGAGGCAAAAUUCAAUUUCAUGCUGAUGGAAUGCUCAAUUUGUAAUGAAAUUGUGCAUCCUGGCUGCUUAAAGUUACAGGAUGGAGAUGGAGUUGUCAAUGAAGAGCUGCCAAACUGCUGGGAAUGUCCUAAGUGCAACCAUGAGGGUAAAACAGGGAAAGUCUAUAAGCAGAAAAGAGGGCCAGGAUUUAAGUAUGCCUCCAACCUCCCAGGUUCGCUAUUAAAAGAACAGAGGCCGAACAAAGAACACAAAGACAACAUGGAAACUGUCAAGAAAAAGGGUGACCGAGAGGAAAAUUCCAAACGGAAAUCGGAGGAACAUUCCAAGAAACGAUGUGAUGACUCUUUUCCCAAGAGGAAAUCUGAAGAUGGACUUAUCAUGCGGAAGCGACGAAUUGUUGAUAAAACAUCAGACCCAGUUAUCAGAAAAAAGUUUAAGAUUGGAAGGGAAGAAAAGCUCUUGAGGAGAAAGAAAAGAUCCUUGCAUCCAAAUGAAGAUCGUCAAACGCCUGUGAAAUUACUGCGAAAUAUCAAGCAAGAACCAGAGGACGAACCACCCGAGACUCCUCAGAAGACAAAGGAAAGUGACCAGUCCAGGUCGAGCUCUCCAAGAGCUGGUCCGAGCACUGAAAGUGCAGAAUCCAAGGAGAAGAAGAGCGAGAGAUUUAAAGAGAAACGUAAAAAACGAUUGCACAACAAAGAACUUAGUAAAGAAUUGAGCAAAGAACUCAAUCAGGAAAUUCAUAAGACUGAGAGCUGCUUAGCAAAUGAGAAUCACCAACCGAUUAAAACGGAAGGAGACGGUGAAAAAGUAGAAAAGCCGAAACGACUUCUGGCAAGCUGCGACCGGCUGCACAAGUUGAACGGAACUCCGAGGUUUAGACACCAGCUUACGACGAGUUUGAGGCGGGCUCCCAGGGUUAUUACCAGGCCACCCCCUUCAGUGUCACCAACGAAAUCCAUUCAAAUGGAGCGACAUGUGGUACGCCCUCCACCCGUCAGCCCUCCCCCAGACUCACUGCCCCUCGAUGACGGCGAAGACCAUGUGAUGCAAAGGGAGGUGUGGAUGGCUGUGUUCGGCUAUCUCAGUCGCAAGGAUUUGUGCGUUUGCAUGAGAGUCUGCAAAACCUGGAACAGAUGGUGUUGUGACAAGAGGCUGUGGACCAAGAUUGACUUGGGCCGAUGUAAGUCGAUCACACCGCUGAUGCUGAGUGGAAUAAUUCGAAGGCAACCUGUAACACUUGACCUGAGCUGGACAAAUAUAUCAAAGAAACAGCUAACUUGGCUAAUCAACAGGCUGCCAGGUCUUAAGGACUUGAUUGUUUCCGGCUGUUCCUGGGCAGCAAUAUCGGCACUUUGUAGUUCCAGUUGCCCCUUGCUCAGAACCAUUGAUCUCAGAUGGGUGGAAGGAUUAAAAGACGCUCAAAUGAGAGAUAUGCUGUCACCUCCAACUGACAACAGACCAGGCCAGAUUGACAAUCGCAGCAAAUUACGUAAUGUGACAGAUCUUCACUUGGCUGGCCUGGAUAUCACAGAUGCAACACUCCGGCUUAUUAUUAGGCACAUGCCGAUGCUUUCUAGACUAGAUCUUAGUUACUGUAACCAUCUGACAGACCAGUCAAUUAAUCUUUUAACAGCAGUUGGUACAACAACAAGAGACUCACUAACAGAAAUCAAUCUAUCAGUUUGCAAUAAAGUCACUGACCAGUGCCUAAUCUAUUUCAAACGCUGUGGCAACAUCUGCCGAAUAGAUCUCCGUUACUGCAAGCAGGUAACAAAAGAAGGUUGCGAACAAUUCAUAGCAGAGAUGUCUGUUAGCGUUCAGUUCAAUUUGUCAGAGGAGAAACUGUUACAGAAACUUAGUUAACUUAACAAAGAGAGAAACUGGACACAAACGAUAAGGACAUUUAAUUUCAUCAGAUUUAAUUAUGAACAGCUUCUUGUUAUUGCCACCAGACAAGUGGACAAGGAUGAACUCUGCAAAGGACAGAAAUUUAAGGGUAGCAACAAAAGCUACUUACCCGAACAAAAAUGUUUCUACAUGUGAAAAUCAUUCAAAUUUGAAUUUAUUUCAUAAGUUUUAAUAAUGUAUAAGAGAUACUGAUGCACAAGUGUUUUUACUUGGUACGUAUAAACAUGUGGGGAGAAGAAUAUUGAUUUUAUGCACGUUUUACAACUAAAGCAUGUGCAUUGUAAAUUUUCAUUUCUGUUCUUUUUAAAAUGCCAUCUUUAAAAAAGAGGUAUCUUAUAGAUGCAUCUGACCACACAUUGGGAUCACUUUGACCAUGUUAUAAAUAUUUUUGUUUUGUUACACUCCACACAUCAUACAUUAUGCAGAAAUAUUUUUGUACAGAAAUUACUUUAUUGAGAGUAAUGUGGAAAUUUCAAUGGUAACAUUAUUACUUAUAUACAAUUGAAAUGCAAUUUAUUUCAGAUUUCCCUGUUUGUUACUUGUGGUUUAAUCUCUGUAUAGUUCCACAUGUUUCACGUGGAAUGAUUUGUGACAUUUGUAUGUGCCAUCAUUGCAUGCCUUUAAGGCAAUCAGCUGUAAAAUAAUGAGAUGUUGGUUUUCCACCAAAUGUUGUUGCCAUUUUAUCAUUACUGAAUUUGUAUAAAACUUUUGUCUUCAAUACUGAACUAUUGGUAAAUUCAUGGAGCAGCAUUUUAAAUGCUGUGUAGUACUUAAGCUGUUAACAAUUUUCUCCAAAAGCAAGUAGGGAUUUUCUCAGUUGUUUCCAUCCAUGUUGCAAGUCGGUAAACAUGGAAAGGAGUUGGAAAUGAAAGUUUGUGUAUUAAGUAUUUCCAUGCAGUCCAUAUAAAAGCAGUGUGGCCACUUAAAUCUGAAAUAUUUUUGCCUAUGGAUCAGAUUGAUCAGCACAAAAAUACUAUAGAACAGGACCAGGUUUUACAGGGAAAUUAUAGGACAUAAAAUCUUAAUUGGAAAUCGCAGGAUAAUUGGCCCUCUCUCUUUAAAAAAUCUUUUGAGGCUCUUUGCAAUUUAUGCUUCAGUUAUAAGGGGUUGAGGUUUGCAAUUGAUUGCAAUAUCAGGAACGUUGGGGCUUCAUCCAUGUUGAGAGGAAUUGUGGGUAGCAAUACAAUGAGGACCAUGGGCAUAAUUUGAUCUUUGCUGUUUUUCCCCACAUUCAGUGUUAAACAGCAGUGUGUGAAUUCCCUAAUCAAAAAUGAAUUCUAUUGGUAAAAUGCUGUAGUCUGUUAACACAAAAUUGUCAGUUAGAGUGGCAAUUGUUCUGAAACCAACAUCAUUUAUCUGUUGUAUUCAGGGACAAUAGUAAAGGUCUGGUGGUAUUGAUAUUGCCACUACUUUAACUGCAACUUUAGGAGCUAGAUUUAACUCAUUUAAAGGAAGUGAUCCAUACGUGCUUUGUGAUCAGUAUGGCCUUUGUGCUUCCAAUGUGUGUCAAUAUUGCCACCUACUGCACUCUUCAUAGUGUUUGUGUAUAAAUGGCAAAAAUGUUCAAAAUUAGGCAGACUAUUUCUAGUGAAGGCCAAAGCAGGAUUCAACUGACUCUUGUGACAAUUGGAAGGUGAUGGAUAUCUUUUGGCAGAUAUUAAAUUGUCAUAAAAUAAUGCUUUCCCUUUGAAAUGUUCUGUUACAAUGUCUCAGAACUGCUAGUCCAUCAGAGUGAAUAGUCGUGUUUUACAAUGAUGACUGAACAUAACAGGGAUACUCGCCAUUCUUAGAAUCAUGUAGGCCUACAUGCUGCCAACACUUCUGUGCGCACAAGACACUCGGCCAUUGAUGUCAACCGAGCACUUGUUUGACAUUGGUGCACAAAAUUCUGUUGUUGGAACAGUGAUGCAGGUUUUAAGCAGCAAAUUUAGUCUGCUUUGGUGGUAGUUGAAAGGAUCCACUUGACUGGGCUGCUGCCUGACAAUCUAAGGCAUUAAUCUUCCUCAAGAUCAAUGCUGCCUUUCAACCACCAAAGUUAUUGCAGCCUACCUUCAACUUACUGCUACUGUCCUCAACUAUUUCAUUCCCCUCAAUCGCUUUCCUUAGAAUCUCUGAAGUUUAAGCCAUGCGUGCAGUGAAAUAUCAGAUCCUUUACUUCUGGAGCAUUCCUCUUCAACCGUAUAAGCAAAGUUGAUGCAGCCCUAACUGUUGUAAGAGCUAUGGGACAUAUUUUAUUGGAACAUAGAAUAAAACUCCUGCUUGCAUUAAUUAUUUUCUCUGGUGCCAAAAUUCCCAAUAGCUUGAGCCUUUUCUCUGCCUAACUGUAGGAGAGAGCUGAUGGCAAAGACCAUGAUUGGGAUACUUUAUGCCUGGAAUACACUGAACCAGUCAACAUCUAGAAAAAAGUGCACUCAUUCCAGGCAGAUUUUGAUAUUUUAAGUUAUAAUAGUGAUUGCAUAAGUAAUCACUGCUUACAGGAAUAACAAUGUAAUUUACAUGCAGAUUUUUUAUACAUAUAAUGUAAAUAAAAGCUUAUUAAAUACA